This is a messenger RNA of Phyllostomus hastatus (greater spear-nosed bat), 6471 nucleotides long. RefSeq names its product origin recognition complex subunit 4 (gene ORC4). Lineage: Eukaryota; Metazoa; Chordata; Mammalia; Chiroptera; Phyllostomidae. The record is from RefSeq and is a predicted model, not a curated record. The transcript has 16 exons. Gene Ontology annotation, molecular function: ATP hydrolysis activity; ATP binding; DNA replication origin binding. The coding region runs from base 448 to 1758 and encodes 436 amino acids. Gene Ontology annotation, biological process: DNA replication; DNA replication initiation. Gene Ontology annotation, cellular component: nucleus; nuclear origin of replication recognition complex.
GAGUGGCUAAGCAAGCGCGGGGCUUGUCGGGAGUAGUGGUGUACCUUUGGCAGCACCUGGUGAAGCUAGUCGGAGUACACAAGAGGCGAGCUUGUGGAACCUUACUGCGGUCCCUACAUCUGCAGGCUGCCCUCGUAACGGCAGACUUUAAUGUGAGAGUUUCAAAAGUAAAAGAACACGUGCUUGAAGAAUCAACUACUUCUAUGUGGCUUAUUAUUAAAAACAACUCACAUCUGCUUAUUACAAGUUUUGUUCUCAAGAAUACCGCCCAUCAGAGUUAGUGCUAUGGUGGACCAAAACAGGAGAGCCUUUAUCCCCUCACCUUGCGUAGGCCCAGGAAGGGUGUAAUGUUGGACAAGGUGUUUUUCCAUGCCAUUUGCAACAAAACGAACAUUGCAGAAGUGGUGUCACUAAUAGCUGCUGCUUAUAAGAUUUCAGUUUGUUGAAAUGAGCAGUCGUAAAUCGAAGAGUAACAGUUUAAUACAUGCAGAGUACAUUUCACAGGUACAAAGAAUUUUACGUGAAAGAUUUUGUCAUCAGAGUUCACAUAGCAACCUGUUUGGAGUACAAGUACAAUAUAAACACCUAAUCGAGCUGCUGAAGAGAACUGCUUUCCAUGGAGAAAGUAACUCUGUUCUCAUUAUUGGACCCCGUGGAUCAGGAAAGACUAUGUUAAUAAACCAUGCUCUGAAAGAACUAAUGGAGAUAGAAGAUAUGAGCGAAAAUGUAUUACAAGUUCACCUAAAUGGACUGCUGCAGACCAACGAUAAAAUAGCCCUAAAGGAAAUCACAAAGCAGUUAAAUCUGGAAAACGUAGUUGGUGAUAGAGAUUUUGGAAGCUUUGCUGAAAACCUUUCAUUCAUUCUGGAAGCUCUAAAAAAAGGUGACCGAUCGAGUAGUUGUCCAGUGAUCUUCAUAUUAGAUGAGUUUGAUCUUUUUGCUCAUCAUAGAAACCAAACACUCCUCUAUAAUCUUUUUGACAUUUCUCAGUCUGCACAAACUCCAGUAGCAGUUAUUGGUCUUACAUGUAGAUUGGAUAUUUUGGAACUCUUAGAAAAAAGAGUGAAGUCACGAUUUUCUCAUCGGCAGAUACACUUAGUGAAUUCAUUUGGUUUUCCACAGUAUCUUAAAAUAUUUAAAGAACAAUUAUCUCUGCCUGCAGAAUUUCCAGAUAAGCUUUUUGCUGACAAGUGGAAUGAGAAUGUUCAGUGUCUCUCUGAAGAUACAAGUGUGCGAGAAGUACUGCAGAAGCAUUUCAACGUCAGUAAAAACUUGCGGUCAUUACACAUGCUAUUGAUGCUUGCUUUAAGUCACAUAACAACAUCACACCCAUUUGUGACUGCAGCAGAUCUGAUGGAGGCACACCAGCUGUGUAGCAUGGACUCUAAAGCAAAUAUUGUACAUGGUCUGUCAGUCUUGGAAAUCUGCCUUAUAAUAGCAAUGAAACAUUUAAAUGACAUCUACGAAGAGGAGCCCUUUAAUUUUCAAAUGGUCUAUAAUGAGUUUCAGAAGUUUGUUCAAAGGAAGGCCCAUUCUGUGUAUAAUUUUGAGAAACCUGUUGUCAUGAAGGCUUUUGAACACUUACAACAAUUAGAAUUAAUAAGGCCCAUGGAAAGAACGUCAGUAAAUGCACAGAGAGAGUACCAGCUGAUGAAACUACUUUUGGAUAACACUCAGAUUAUGAAUGCUUUGCAGAAAUAUCCCAACUGUCCCACAGACGUUAGGCAGUGGGCAACGUCCUCGCUAAGCUGGUUGUGAAUAUGACCACUGGCCUCAGUUAUGGAGUUCCAGGCAAGCUUCUCUAAAGAACUAGAAGCUAUUGUCCUUUAAUGACAUAUGUCAUGGCAUUUUCUUAUAUUUAUAGACAAUUACUUUUGUAUUUAUGGGGGAGUGUUACACAUGUAGUAUAUUCUUAAAGGCAAGUCUGUGCCAUGCCUUUAAAUUGUGAGCAGUUACAUGCUUUAUAAUCCCAGUAAUUUAGACUGUGUUGUAAGAAGUUCAAAAAAAUAAAUGUGACUAUUUUAUAGGAAUUAACCAUAUACUUAUUAACAGUUGUGAAGCAUUUGUGUAUUACAUUUGAAAUGUUCAUCUGGCCCAGCAGUUUUUAUAAACUUUAAACAAAGCAGUAAAGAAACAAAGGUAGGAGUUGAGAUGUAAGAAGUAAUCUUUAGGCACAGUGGGAAGUGCUGUAUUUUUUUCCUGUACCCUGCAAGGAAUUUUGGAUUCCAUGCCAGACCCAGGUCUUCUAGUUCAGAAAACUGGCCAGUUUGGCUAAAGAUGGUUUACAUGGAAGAAAAGAUGAAAAGUUUGGACAUUUUUUCCCAGACUUCUCAAAAUGUGGCACUUGUACUAUCUACAGAAGAAUCCCUUGACAGACUUUUAAAAAAUGCAGAUUCUUGGGCAUAUUCUAUCCAAAAGCAUCAGAAUUUGUCCAUUUUUUUAACAGGUACUUUAGGAAAUUCCUGGAAAACCACUCCCACAAAUGAGGGGAAAUGUUUGUCAGUGUUAACUUAAACAAUUUAUAUCUAAAAGUAGAUCCCUAAGAGAAAUGUGGAAACAGCCAAAGGAUCAGCUUAUAAAUUCAGGAAUCUGUAAACUAAUACAGCUAUAUGUUUAAAGUGAAACUUAGUAUAAGCAUUCGUUAAGUGUCAGUGACUUCAUUUAUUCGUUUGAUCACCUAUUGUUUUCAUGGGAGAUUUACAGAAGGCAGUGUCCCCAAUGUCAUUCAGUUUAUUGUAGUCAUACCUCAGUACUCGUGGGCUUCAGAACUGAUCGAAUCUUGUACUCACAUUUUGAUGAGAGAAAAAAUGUUUCAGCAUUCGGCGCUUGCUCAGGACUCAUCGCACUUGCUAGAGCUUGUAUGAGUCACAGCACCACCCCACAAGAGAAGAUGCUUCAUCACUCAUCACUUGAAAAAUUUCGUUCGGUGCUGGUUGGUUUCAGCACGUCACAAGUUCUGGAACAAAUGACGACGAGUACCAGGGUAUCACUUGUACUGGUGACUGUCAAAGGCCAUUAUGAUUUUCAUACUGUUGUUUACAGAUGGGACGACUAACAUAGUAGGGAAGUGUCCGGAAUCACACAGGCAGAAAAUGAGAGAGCAUGGUUCAAAUCAGGUUUGUGUGACACCAAAGCCCCACUACUAAGACUUGAAGUUCAGUAAUGGUGCCUUAUGUUUAAAGAAUGCUCCAAGAAAUUUAUCUGGUUUUUAAGGAGUCUUAGGUGUGGAAUAGAAGUCACUGUGCAUAAAAGUAGCUCUUCAGUACACAACCUAUUGUUUUGAAUGAAUCGCCGCUCCCUGCCCUGAGUCUUCAGAUCACUGUCAUUUGCUUUCUGCAGUCUCAUUAAAUCUAAGGCUUGUGUACUUGUUCUAUGCAAUACUCAAAAGAUUUCUAGGAAGUAUUCUGCCAAAAUAUUUAACAUGGUAGUAUCACUAUUAGUAGAAGCAAGGAUUUUACUCUUGAGCUAAAGUGUCCCUUGACUGUAGAAGUACCUAAAGAACUGACUUGAGGAUUACAAAUUUUUGUUAGGUGAAGAUGCCACUAAAAGGCUGGGAGCCUUCAUCUGCCUCCGUAGUAUAUAGGAGCUAUGUCCAGAUCCAUCAUUAUCCAGAUAUACAGAUUAAAAAACUAAGUAGCAAGGUGGGUUUUCACAUUCAGUGAAACAGAAAGCAAAUUAGAAAAAGAAAUAAGUUAGCAAAAAUUGUACAGAUAAGUGUAUGUCUACAUUCCAAAGUCAUUUUUUGAGGAGAGGAAAUAUAUCAGCUUUCCUCUUUGCAUACUCCCUAAUACAAAGAGGUUAAGGUGUACUUAGAAAACUUUCAGACUACAUCUAUUAAAUUCUUAAACUAUCAUUAACAAAAUAAAAACUGAAUCUGAAAAGCCCUAGUAAAAAAACUUUAGAGAAUAAUGUAAAUAAACAUUGUUGAAAGGUAUUUCCUUCAUUUACGAGAGGAGGAAUGUAGCCUUUGAACAGCAUGAUCAAAAACCAGUGGGAGUAUCUGAGGCACUGUGUUCUGGUGUGUCCUCAGUUUGGGUCAGAAGAGCCAGGUGGGACAACAGUGUUAUAGAAUUCAGCGGAAUUUUUACUCAUGUGAUCCCCCAGGUGCCCUACCCAAAAACAGGAAUUUAUUUAAAAAAAAAAAACAAAACACCUUAAACUUUCUAAUUCCUGUGCACAUGCAUGUGCACAAUUCUGAGGAAUAAACCUAUUUUCCAGACUGACUGCACCAUAACACUAUAUGUUGAGUGUAUACCGUAUUAACUUCCUGAAGAAUCUGUUUUACAGACUGGAAAAGGAUUCCAGUCUUUCUGUGGAUUCCAUGCAGAUUCCACCAUAGUUUAUAUUUUCAUCUGAUUGAGAAGACAAUGCAAAUUAUUUCAAGUCACCAUAACCUAACUGUUGUCCCUUCCUUCACCUUUACCCUAAAAAAGUUAAGAAUCCAUUGGUGUGAACAGUGACACUCCAGGUGACAAUGCAGGGCGUUUCCACUCCUUUCUUCAAAAGCUACCAUAUAAACAAAACCUCUGUAACAUUAAAAAUGUGAAUGGAAGCUAGCUUUCUCUUAUUGUUACCCUACAUGAAAAUACCAGAAUUUUUCCAUCUAAUUGGUAAACGGGUUGCAAAUUGGUAAUCCAGUUUAUAUCUUUGAUGAUUAGUUCCUAAGCCACAUGCUUCCUAUUUUGACGUGAAAAGACAACUGAUGCUGUGUAGCCUCUGGCUCCCUAAAACUGGCAGGACAAAUGUAAAUACUUUAGUGACAACCUGCUUAGACAACAUAGGAAAAUGUCACAACUGACAAGUCUCCCUUUUCACCAUUAUCCCCGCUGCAAAUCUCAAGGUACAAGCCUCACUGCAAAUCACAAAGUUACUAUUCCCCUUAAAGAACAGAUAGCUAAAGAAAAAACUGCAUAUGCAAAUCAUACCAUAUUCAUUUUUUUUUAUUUAACUUGGGGAUGGAAUGGGGGUAGCAUACAUUUUAUUUGUACAAUAUUUAACAAUCACUUAUCCAAGGUGGGGUUUUAUGGGGCUUAUUUUUUUUUUUUAGCUUUUUGUUAAAUACUUGCAGAAAAAAUAGCAAGUACAAUUUGACAGUAGUACAACAACCUGUGUCCAAAACACUGACAAAAAAUACAGAGUAAAGCUAAAAUAAUUGCUUUCCAAUAUUUUGAGAGGUAACAAAUAGUAUAUGGGUUGAGACUGCAUAAAAAAUGUACUGCUGGUUGGAUAUCUGAGGUAAAUGAUGUUCAAUCAAGAUGCUACUUGUAUCAUUUUGCCCAUAUUAUCAAUAAGUAAUUUUAUGCACAUUAUACCAAAUGUUCCUAAAAAGUAACUUAGAAAGGUAAAAAAGAGAAACUGGAAAAUAUCUGUGGUGAAGCAGUUGUUUUAAACAGUAAUUAGUUUAUUCCACCAAACUACAAUUUCACCUGGCCAGGGUUUUCUCCCCUACCGCCUGCAUUUUACCUGUGGGGUAAGGGUGAGGAAAGGGGAAAGAGAUUCUUUUUUAAUUUAAUGAUAGAUGAUUCUACUUUAAAUUCCAAAUUUGGUGGUGUUUCCUGAUUGUAUUUUCAAAAACAUCACCAUGGAAAAAAAAUAGUUCAUGGGACCAACAAUUGUGAGGCACAGUCUCUGUUCUAGAAUUCACAAGGUACCUGUAAUAAACAUUCAAACAAGAAUCACACAUCACAUGCUAAAAACUUCCUAGCAUCUGAAAUACACACAAGAGUUGUCAGGGCAUAGACUUCGAGUAAAGCCAAACACUGGUUAAUCCGUCAUUAGUCCUAUGGCAGUUGAUCAUAAAGCAUUCCUUAGACGGAGAUCUGGGCAAGGUAAAGUGUGAGAGCAGCAGUUCCAACAGGUAUCAGAAAGGCAAAAUACAAGACGAAUCAUAAGAAGCACCAUACACAUGAGGAAAAAAUUAUUGGGGUUUCAGUUCACCCCAAAACAAAGUCAUAUUUUUCUCAUUCUUUGAUCUUUCUUUUUUUUUUUAGUAUUCCUAGCUCAAACUUUUGUUAACUUGCCCACUCUGCACCUACUGUAAACAAACAUAAAAAUGCCCUGCAAAAGAAAGUUUUAACAAGACUGGGUAUCAGGACAGGUAGUCACUGGAACAUUCUUAUUUAACUUCUUAAGAAAAGUGUUUUUCUAUUAAUAUAGUUCUCAGAGGGAUACAAGUUUUAAAAUUUGUUACUUAAAGUACAAUACCCAGAUUUCUGAACAUUUUUUUCUAACAUGGAGAAAAAUUUAUCUUGUGAAUAACUGGUCUUAUAAAAUUUAUCUCUAGUGCUCACGGAAGCCAAAUAGCCGUAAUAUUCCUUUUGUUUGGAUUGGAUUUUUUAACCUUUUAAAAUGAAGAUUAAAUGUUUAAAAUAGGUAUAAAUGUCUUCAGAUGAUAAUUUCUGUGAACUAUUCUCAUUAUUUUACUUUCUUGAUUAGUUUCAAAGUGGAAGCAAAAUAAAAUCAAGAAAUUGA